GGGGAGUUGGUGUUGCCCAGUUGGUGUCCCUGACGUGCGGCGUUGCCGUGUGUGUGUUUCAAAGGAUGUUUUGGUGGCGUCAUUUUCGUGAAAAACCUUAAACGAUGAGUUUUUCCAGCGACGAGGUGAAUUUCCUCGUUUAUAGAUAUUUGCAAGAAUCGGGUUUUCAACACUCUGCAUACACUUUCGGUAUUGAAUCGCAUAUUUCCCGAUCAAACAUCAAUGGGGCCCUUGUGCCCCCCGCUGCACUUCUCAGUAUUCUCCAAAAAGGUUUGCAAUACACCGAAGCCGAAAUCAGUAUAGGGGAAGAUGGACUGGAACAAAGACUAGUUGAGAGUUUGAGUUUAAUCGAUGCUGUGAUGCCUGAUGUGGUGGCGAGUCGCCAAAACCAGCAAAAUGCCCAGAAACAGCCCAUCAAGGCUGAAAUCACUGACACAAACGGCGAGGAAGCUGUAGUCUCCACACAGAACGAAAACAUGGAAGUGGACACAUCGAUUGAGAUUCCUACUUCGAAAGCCACUGUUUUGCGGGGGCAUGAAUCAGAAGUCUUCAUUUGUGCUUGGAACCCCACUACGGAUUUGUUAGCUAGUGGGUCUGGGGACAGCACAGCCCGGAUUUGGGACAUGUCCGACAACACCGCGAGCCCCAAUCAAUUGGUUUUGAGGCAUUGCAUCCAGAAGGGUGGGACUGAAGUGCCCAGUAACAAGGAUGUUACAUCUCUAGACUGGAAUUGUGAUGGUAGUUUAUUAGCAACUGGAAGCUACGACGGCUAUGCACGAAUAUGGACAACAGACGGCCGCCUUGCUAGUACUUUGGGUCAACACAAGGGCCCCAUUUUCGCCCUGAAAUGGAACAAACGCGGCAACUACAUUCUUUCAGCCGGCGUCGAUAAAACCACUAUUAUUUGGGACGCAGCAAGUGGGCAAUGCACCCAACAGUUCAGUUUUCACUCCGCCCCAGCUUUGGACGUCGAUUGGCAAACUAACACGUCUUUCGCCAGCUGUUCAACCGAUCAGUGCAUCCACGUCUGUAAACUGUCUCUCGAUAAGCCAAUCAAGUCGUUUCAAGGACACACAAACGAAGUUAACGCGAUUAAGUGGGACCCUCAGGGCAAUUUCCUCGCUUCUUGUUCGGACGAUAUGACUUUGAAGAUUUGGUCGAUGAAACAGGACAAUUGUGUCCACGAUUUGCAAGCCCACUCGAAGGAGAUUUACACGAUUAAGUGGUCGCCGACAGGGCCGGGGACGCAAAAUCCCAAUAUGAAUUUGAUUCUAGCGUCGGCGAGUUUUGAUUCGACUGUUCGAUUGUGGGAUGUGGAAAGGGGCGCUUGCAUUCACACGUUGACCAAACACACUGAACCUGUCUAUUCGGUGGCUUUUAGCCCCGAUGGGAAGUUCCUAGCGAGUGGGAGUUUCGAUAAAUGCGUUCAUAUUUGGUCGACACAGUCGGGACAACUGGUGCACAGUUAUAAGGGCACAGGGGGGAUUUUUGAGGUUUGUUGGAACUCCAGAGGGGAUAAAGUCGGGGCGAGUGCUUCAGAUGGCAGUGUGUUUGUUUUAGACUUGCGCAAAUUGUAGAUAUUUUUUAUAUUUUAACUGUUGUUGCAAAAAAAGAGCGACAAUAUAAUUACUAGAAAUUA
Tribolium madens (black flour beetle) is the source of this 1639-nucleotide messenger RNA. RefSeq names its product F-box-like/WD repeat-containing protein TBL1XR1 (gene ebi). NCBI's taxonomy places the organism in Eukaryota, Metazoa, Arthropoda, Insecta, Coleoptera, Tenebrionidae. Gene Ontology annotation, cellular component: histone deacetylase complex. Gene Ontology annotation, molecular function: transcription corepressor activity; protein binding. The record is from RefSeq and is a predicted model, not a curated record. The transcript is spliced from 6 exons. Bases 105 to 1577 code for a protein of 490 amino acids. Gene Ontology annotation, biological process: regulation of transcription by RNA polymerase II.